This is a messenger RNA of Pyricularia oryzae 70-15, 1122 nucleotides long. Its product is annotated as alpha-1,3-mannosyltransferase CMT1. The transcript has 2 exons. Lineage: Eukaryota; Fungi; Ascomycota; Sordariomycetes; Magnaporthales; Pyriculariaceae. The record is from RefSeq and is a predicted model, not a curated record. The coding region runs from base 1 to 1122 and encodes 373 amino acids.
AUGGAUCCUGCGAGCACCGACGUUCCGCGUCUGUCGUGCCCCAGGUUCCCUGCCGAGCGAUACGAACACCUCAAGGCACCUAUCGAUCUUGGCCAAAAGAAGCUUUAUUACUUUGCUUUGAACCUCAGGCAGUGUCACUACAUCCUUCCACGCCUUUUGGGCUCCAUAGUUGAGGCGAUACGCUUCCUCGGACCCCGGAACUCGGUCCUCUCGAUUGUCAAGGGCAAUUCAGACGACGGCACGGCUGAGGUAUUGAAGGCGAUACGGCAAGAUCUUGAGGCGCUCGGGAUCGUAUAUCACUACCAGCGAAGCGACAUCGAUCCCAACAAUGGCAGCCGCAUCCUUCGGCUGGCUGAGCUUCGAAACUUGGCCAUGGAGCCGCUGGUCAAUAGUCGACAAAAUACGACUGCCAUGAAGAGUAGCGAUGGGAGUCACAGGUCCAAGGCUCUCGACAUCGAUAUCUUGGACGAUGCCACCGUCGCUUUCAUGAAUGAUGUGUCCAUCUGCCCCGACGACAUACUGGAGCUCAUUCAUCAGCGCAAGAUUCAGAAAGCAGACAUGACGUGCGGCAUGGACUGGUCCUGGAAUCUUCAGUACCAGCCCUUCUAUGAUGUCUGGGUUGCCCGGCAGCUCAACGGCGACAGCUUCUUCGAGAUCAAAGAGAACGGUGAAUGGCACAGACAGUGGGAACUCUUCCACAACGACCCGCCCAACCAGGCCCGUUACGACGCCGGUGUGCCGGUACAGGUCUUUUCGUGCUGGAACGGCGGCGCAGUGUUCUCUGCCCAGCCAUUCCUGGAUGGAGAGGUCAGAUUCCGCGACAGGAAUGAGGGCGAGUGCCUCAUGGGCGAGCCGGACUAUUUGAACAAGGACCUCUGGCACAAGGGCCGCGGACGUUUUGCAAUUGUGCCUACCGUCAACCUCGGAUACAAUGACGAUCAUGGAAAGGGCAUCAAGCACAAGUACGGCUACGUAACCGAUGUGGUCAAGACAGAGGAGAUGAGCGAGCUGCCACUUCAGAUUCCUUGGGUGGACACGCCUCCGGAGAAGAUCAAAUGCAUGCCGGGGUGGAAAGAUCAGAGCUGGGUACCGUGGAACGAGACGCUUGGAAAGGGGAGAUGA